AUGGUGCGCCAAGUCCGACCCCCAAAGCCGACCUCAACGACCAGUGCCUCGGCCACCCUGCGCGAGGACAACGAUCCACCAAACAACAUGGACCAGAACGCCCCACCCGCAAUCGAUCUAAAUCUCGAUGUGAUGACCGUCGCAAAGCUUCGACAGCACCUCCGAGCCCACUCCAUUCGCUUUCCGUUCCGGGCGAGAAAAGCAGAGCUCGUCCGACUAGCUGCGGAGCAUCGCAGGGAGACUUUGGAUGUCAAAUUCGAGCCUGAUUUCUCCACCGACAGUCUCGAGACAACGCCUGACCCGACUGCAGCCGAAGAAAUCACUCUGAACGAGGAGAAAUCCCAACCCACUAGCACAAGUCUGAACGCUCCAGCCGCUUUGGCUCAAGAUGUGGAGGCAAUGACCAUCGCCCAGCUGCGUACAUACUUGCAGGACCAUGCAAUCCACGUACCCUCUCGCGCACGGAAAGCACAGUUGCUCGGGAUUGCCAAGGAGCAUCAUGCCAGAUCGUCUGACAUCCAGGCUGGCGAUAUGACUACCCUCUCCGCCCAGCUUUCACACCUCUCCAUCGAGGCAGACCAGGCCAUAGCCGACUCCACCAUCGACGCUUCAACCGACGGGCCCAUCACUGGCGCCUCGACCGAGAUCGACACCAACACGCCCCUCCCAAACAUACCCAACCCUAGUGACGACAUCUCGUAUCUACACCCAAGCUUCAACCCAACCUCCCUUACGAUUCCAAAGUUGCGCAAUCUUUUGGCCGCUCACGAGGUCGCCUACACCAAGGCCAAGAACAAGGCUGAUCUGGUCCGACUGUUCGAAGCAAACAUAGUCCCCAGAGCGGCCGCCACAAUCCAGGUCAUAGGCACAAUUGAGAAAACCGAUGAAGGAAUUGUCGACGCAUAG
Colletotrichum gloeosporioides is the source of this 906-nucleotide messenger RNA. RefSeq lists its product as uncharacterized. Gene Ontology annotation, molecular function: chromatin binding. The transcript has a single exon. The coding region runs from base 1 to 906 and encodes 301 amino acids. NCBI's taxonomy places the organism in Eukaryota, Fungi, Ascomycota, Sordariomycetes, Glomerellales, Glomerellaceae. The record is from RefSeq and is a predicted model, not a curated record. Gene Ontology annotation, cellular component: nuclear inner membrane.